AUGGAGUUCUUGUUUAUAUUAGUUCUUCUUUUAGUUAUUUGUGGUGGGGCAGAUAAUUAUUCUCUUAGUCCUACAUACAAUACUAUUUGCAAGCGAACUGGUGGCUCUAUAACAUGUUACCAAAAUAACACCUGGGGCUUUAAUGAAUAUGAACGAAAAUGCUAUUUGGUGCCUCAUAAAAAGGAGCCUUGCGGAUUUUUCGAUGGCGAAAAAGGAUGCAAAGACUUUUGUCUCGGAAAAUUUAAUAGAAAAAAAAUUAGGAAUUAUACACGUUUCUUGCAAAGAAAAUAA
Messenger RNA from Drosophila bipectinata, 291 nucleotides. RefSeq lists its product as uncharacterized. The record is from RefSeq and is a predicted model, not a curated record. NCBI's taxonomy places the organism in Eukaryota, Metazoa, Arthropoda, Insecta, Diptera, Drosophilidae.